ACACUUCAUGAAGGAGCCUCACUUCUCAUACAAUGAGGUCGGAGCAUCGAAAGAUAUCUUGAUAAGUGGCGUCGAACAGAAGGGACAGGAGCAACGCGCAAUCACCUGGAUUUUAGGCAUCGUCUGCAACGACUUUGCUCCUUUUGUCGUCAGAUCUAGGAGACUCAGGAUGCUGUUACGGUCUCUGAGACACAUUUUUCCUACCGCAAAGAUUGCGAGCGGCAGUAACCAUAGAAUUUGUUUGGAGGUCAUUGUCGCCAUGGCGGAAGCACUGCCUCCUGAUACACGCGUAUUCGUCUUUGCACGCUUCGCAAAUGUCAUUGGCCGUACUGAGGCUGUACAUCUGGACGAAGAGGUCUUCAACGUCCCGUACAACUUGGCCGCCGGCAUCAAAUUUGUUGGGGUCUGUGCAGAAGCCUCUCCUGAUUCAGUGGGACCCCACAGCUCAGGAGCUUAUUGCCGAUCAUCGAUUUCCGCUUUGGCUACGGUGACGCUCUCCGAAGGCAAUCCCGAGCUCUUCUUUGAUGCCACACGCUGGCGCAAGACGGCCCUCACCAAUACCUUUCUUCAUAUCACUCGAGGGGAGAGGCUAUCCACGCUGAAAAAUCUCACCUGGAAACAGAAUUUGAUUCUGGGUACAAGCGCUGCCUCUGCAGCAGCAGAAGCUACGACUUUCAAACUCUUCGGUUCUGGGUACUUGACCAUGGGAUGGCACACAGUCUCGAAGAGCUCCCAAUGCCUGAUCGGAGUGAGCCCUGCCAUGGUGCUACUUUCGCUUCCUGGGGCCGUCUCACUCGGGGCACUCGGCUACGACCGCCUCACAAGUGAUCACGUCUGUCUCCUCAAUGGCAGCUCCGAUAGCAAUCGCCCCGUCAAGCUGUCCAAGAAGCUACUGGAUGAACUAAAGCAGUACGCACACACAUACUUCCUGACCUUCUCGGACAGCUUUGGCCCAGUACAAGGCCUGUCGGCCCCUAUUGCUUGAAGGUGAAGGGCUGUAAAGCCAUGCUUGGUAAUAUACGCGUGUGAUCGUUCUGCAGGUCUGUGUCGUAGUCCGUCAAUCUACCCAGUCUUCACCCCUUAGCGCUUCUCCCGUUGCGCUAACAGCUUCUUCUACCGCC
This is a messenger RNA of Microstroma glucosiphilum, 1121 nucleotides long. RefSeq lists its product as hypothetical. NCBI's taxonomy places the organism in Eukaryota, Fungi, Basidiomycota, Exobasidiomycetes, Microstromatales, Microstromataceae. The transcript is spliced from 3 exons. The coding region runs from base 8 to 985 and encodes 325 amino acids. The record is from RefSeq and is a predicted model, not a curated record.